AGAACAUUAGAAACGAGAACACCGAAUACCGCGUCUCUAACAUUCCAAACCGAGGUACCGCGUCUCUGCCACUUCUUUUCCUGUCCGACGUAUCUACCGUGCUGCUGCUCCUACGUUGCCCAUCUGAUCUUCCAUCUACCUGCUGCACCUGCAUCUGCAUCGGGGCUCAUCACCAACAACACGACCGACCUGCCGCCUCCGUCACUCACUCUGCGCUCCUUUUCUUCUUCGUCGUGUCCUUUUCGUCGAUCUGCUCUGCUCAUAGGAGUGUCUUGGCCAACGUCCCUACCUCUCAGGCUCCCUCUGCCUUCCUACCUGCUCGGCCUGAUCCUCCCUAGUUUGCUCCUUCGUGCCAGCUUGCACCUGGCGGUGGCGCCAAGCUGAUGUGCACCAGAAGCCACAUAAUUAAUCCGUACAUUUCUUCACAUCACCUCCCAUUCUUGACCCUGGGCCUCUUUUGAUUAUCAUUUAGACAAUCGGUUCCAAGGGGCUUCGUCUCUCCCACCGCCUCAUCCCUCCCCGUAUUCGCUUGCUUCCCAUUUCCCAUUUCUCUCCUCUCCUGUUUUCUAACUCGAACCUCUCCCUGCACGAUAACUUGGAAGCCCGACAUUGACAUCUCGACCUCUCAGCGUCGUUGACGGUUUCGUGCUCAUACAAGGUCCGACCUCACGGGCCCCCCCGAAUUCGUCCGUCUCCCACCGAUCGCGAGUCGACGCAACAAGCGAGGACCCUGCCCGACCACGCCAUCUUGGGCCACCCCAACGAUAUCCGACAGAACCACACAGCUUUCUCCUCCGCUCCUCUUCGACCUCUAGGUUCUCAUCGCAAGUUGGCAAGCGAGGCCAAAUCGAGCAGACGGAAUAGAAGCGUCACAAUCGCUCAGAAACGCGGAUCAGCAUCCAGCAAACCAACGAGUGAGCGCUACCUGGCGAGACCCUGUCGUGUCCUGCAGCUGCGCUACCUCCAGCCUGGAGCGCGCGCGCCUGUUUCCUUGCCGCACUCCACCACCAUCACGACGCCCAGGGGCACCGCCGCCAACGACAGGGCAGCUCGCUUCAGCGAACAGCAACACCACUAUUUGCCCAACGAACCGAGGUGUGCUAGGUGAAGGUCGCCUUGAAGCGUGAGCCGACCCAAGGCCGGCCAAGCAAGUCGUACCGAGCAUUGCUAGGCGGACCAUGACAAUUGGAUAUCCGCUGGAGACUCAUAUCUAAAGUUCCGCAACCUACCUACCUAUCCGUACCUACCUGACGCUACCUACCAAAGGGAUCCAUCCUCCCCCUCCCCCUCCCAGCGCUCCGCAUUUCAAUUGAUACGUCACUCCGCCCCCCAUUCUGGUCGGCCUGCCCGUCAGCUUGGUGUCUGGCCUGUAAUCUCCGUUCCACACGUCGGUUGCUACGUCCCAAACCCUCUUCUUGGCUUGCCGCAACUCUUUUCAGGGGCCACUCCCCGACCCGCCGUCCACCAUGGUCCGCAUCAUCCCUGGACGACUUAAGUCGAGCUCUUCCCUCCGCAACAGCCGCAGUAGCAGUCCGACAAGAAACAACAGCACCGGCAGCAGCACAAACAGCAAGAUGGGAGACCUGAGCCCCAAGGACAAUGGCUUGACCUUGAAGGUCGUCGUUAUGAAGGCUCGAAACCUUGCCGCCAAAGACAGAAGUGGCACCUCCGACCCGUACCUUGUUUUGACCCUCGGCGACGCCAAGGUCACCACCCACGAAGUGCCAAAGACGCUCAAUCCCGAAUGGAACGUCAUCGAAGAACUCCCCGUUAACACAACCCAAUGCCUCCUCCUCGAUGUGAUAUGCUGGGACAAGGACCGCUUUGGCAAGGAUUACCUCGGCGAGUUCGACCUCGCUCUCGAGGAGAUUUUUGCCGACGAGCAGACCGAGCAGAGUCCGAAAUGGUACCCCUUGAGGAGCAAGAGACCUGGCAAGAAGACGAGCGUCGUAUCUGGCGAGGUCAUGCUGCAAUUUACACUCUUCGAUCAGUCCAACACGGCCGCUACGCGCGAGCAAAUCUUCGAGAAGUUCUAUGCCCUCGUCAGCCAGCUCCCCGCAGGCUCGAGACAAAUAACGCCCACCAUGACGCCUCUCAUUCAGCCAGUUCAGAACUUGAGGGUGCGCAGCGGAGCCACCCCCUCGCCUCCGUUGUCGCGCAACCAGACCGACGCCGAUCAGGAUGAGGAAGACGAUGACGAUCUCGACAUCGAAGACGAUACCCCUGAAGACGAGGAUCCCAGCAAGCCUGAAGUCGCCGAGAAGCGCAGACGCCGUCUGAGAAUCAAGGGGCUGAAGAAGAAGAAGAGAGAUCAGACAUACGAAUUCAAUAACAGUGGAAGCGAUGUUGUGGGCAUCAUUUAUCUCGAGGUCUUGAACAUCACAGAUCUGCCUCCCGAACCCAACUCAACCCGAACGACGUUCGACAUGGACCCCUUCGUCGUCGCGUCCCUCGGCAAGAAGACGUACCGAACGAAACGAGUGCGGCACAACCUGAACCCCGUCUUCAACGAGAAGAUGAUCUUCCAGGUCCAGGGACACGAGCAAACGUAUUCGUUCUCCUUUACCGUAAUGGAUCAUGACAAAUACUCUGGCAACGACUUCAUUGCCGACUGCACCCUGCCCAUCAGGGAGCUCAUCGAGAAGGCCCCUAAGGCGAACCCCGAAACUGGUCUGUACGACGUUCCCGAACCUCACGAGUACGUGCAGCCGCAGCAGCGCCGUUUCAAGAAGCUUGCUAUGUCCCGCACAUCUUCUUCUCAGAGUCUCACCAAAAUUCGCCCCGGCUUGUCCAAGAACGCCAGCAGCGCUUCUACAACGACGGCAUCGCCGAGUGGGACGAUGACUUCGACGCCUGCCGUCCAGGGCUCGACCCUGAACCCCGAGUUUUUAUCUCCCGAGCAAGCUCUGGCCGGAGCUGGCGCCCAGACUGCCGAAUUGGAAGCUGAAGAUACGGACUUCAACGACUACAGCGUGGCCUUGAAAAUGAAAGAUGCCAAGAAGUGGGAGGACAAACAUAACCCGGUGCUUUACAUCCGCGCCAAAUACGUGCCUUACCCGGCUCUUCGCCAGCAGUUUUGGAGAUCUAUGCUCAAGCAGUACGACACCGACGAGAGUGGGCGCAUCAGCAAGAUUGAACUGACCACAAUGCUGGAUACCUUGGGAUCAACGCUGCAUGAGUCGACCAUUGACAGCUUCUUCCAGCGGUUCCCUCAUAGGGUGCAGGGUGAGGACAUGUCAGAUCUGACGUUCGACGAGGCGGUAAUUUGCCUAGAGGACCAGUUGGAGGCCAAGAGCCGGCCACAGCUCACCGUCGGAGAGAAGAUGAAGAACAUGUUGCCGGACGCCGACAAGGUGAAGCACUUGCUCUCUGGCCAGGGCAACGGCAACGGGCCGAGUGGUCUGUCAACAGAGGCGUCGAGCUCUUCCGACGGCACUCUCAAUGUUCCGGAGCUCAGCACACCCGGGGAAGAGGGUGACUUGCUCGACCGGGAUGACCUGGCAGAGGAUCGCUCCGGUGAGGAGCAUGUGGUUGAGAUCAGGGAAUGCCCCAUUUGCCACCAACCGCGUUUGAACAAGCGCAAGGACACCGAUAUCAUCACCCAUAUUGCCACGUGUGCGAGCCAGGACUGGCGACAAGUCAACAACCUCGUCAUGGGUGGUUUUGUGACCGCCAGCCAGGCUCAGCGAAAGUGGUACUCCAAGGUCAUCACCAAGAUCUCUUAUGGUGGAUACAAGCUUGGUGCCAACUCGGCCAACAUCCUAGUCCAGGACCGGAUCACCGGUCAGAUCAACGAGGAGAAGAUGAGCGUCUACGUGAGACUCGGCAUCCGUCUUUUGUACAAGGGACUGAAGUCAAGCAAUAUGGAGACCAAGAGGAUCCGUAAGAUGCUCAAGAGCAUGAGCAUCAAGCAGGGUAAGAAAUUCGACGACCCGGCAUCCAAGGCAGAGAUCCCCAAGUUCAUUGAGUUCCAUCGCCUCGACAUGUCCGAGGUGCUCUUGCCAAUGGAGGAGUUCAAGAACUUCAACGAGUUCUUCUACCGAGCUCUGAAGCCCGAGGCACGACCAUGCUCUGCCCCCGACCGCCCCGACGUUGUCGUCUCGCCGGCCGACUGCCGCAGCGUUGUAUUCAACAGCGUCAGCCAGGCGACCAAGGUCUGGAUCAAGGGUCGCGAGUUCUCUGUCAAGCGCCUGCUCGGGGACGCUUACCCUGACGAUGUGAAGCGCUUUGAGAAUGGAGCUCUCGGCAUUUUCCGCCUGGCGCCGCAAGACUACCACCGCUUCCACAUUCCCGUGGACGGUAUUAUGGACAAGCCGAAGACGAUCGCGGGAGAAUAUUACACGGUCAACCCCAUGGCCAUCCGUUCGGCGCUCGACGUCUAUGGCGAGAACGUCAGAGUAAUCUGCCCUAUCGACAGCCCCGUGCACGGUCGUGUCAUGGUCAUCUGUGUCGGCGCCAUGAUGGUCGGCAGCACGGUCAUCACUGCUCAGGAAGGCGCCCAGGUCAGCCGUGCCGACGAGCUUGGGUACUUCAAGUUCGGUGGCAGCACUAUUGUGCUGUUGUUCGAGCCGGGCAAGAUGAGGUUUGAUGACGACUUGGUCGACAACUCAAACGGAGCUCUUGAGACUCUGGUUCGUGCCGGUAUGUCUGUUGGACACGCACCCGACCUGCCACAAUGGGCCCCCGACAUGCGCAAAGACGCGAAGGACGUGACAGACGCCGAGAAAAAGGACGCCAAGCGCCGAAUCGGCGGCAGCAUCGGCGGAGAGGAAUCGUCAAGCGGCGAGGAGACCCCCAAUACCAGCGCAGACCUCGGCACGCACGCCGCAUCGGCCAUGUAGAGCCGGCACCUUGACGUGGCGCGUGAGCGUUUACGGCGCCAUGCGCACAGUACCGUUCCGAGUCCGCGCACACUUUGAAGACGGGAUAGAAGGAUGGGUUGCAGGUAGACAACAAAACCGGUGUUUGGGGGAGUGUGUGUUUCAGUGCUUUCCCACCCUAUGCAUUAGCCGCGAAGGGUUUUCUUCUCUUUUUAUCGACGACACAACGAUGGUGGCUCUCAACAGGCACAUGGGAAUCAACAGAUGCGACAGUAGCAUAGCAAGCACAAAAGGAACGAGAUGCGAGUGCCUGCAUCGCCGGAGCAUACAAGAGGCAACAUGUAAAAGAAGUACAGAAAACGGUAGAGCGAGGAACAGGGUACGGGGAGAGCCUUCCUUAGUGGGACGUGAGGACCAGCAAUACGGUCACUCCAUUUGAAUGAAUGGCAGCAACAUGUCAGUUUUUUGGUAACAGGGUAUAGAGUAUCUGGACUUUGCGAUGCGAGAUGUGAUGUAUGCCGUCCAAUCAACUGGUGCCCCCUGGUCGAAAGGGGAAGGAAUUUCUGCAGCGAAGC
This is a messenger RNA of Colletotrichum destructivum, 5395 nucleotides long. RefSeq names its product Putative C2 domain, EF-hand domain, EF-hand domain pair, EF-Hand 1, calcium-binding protein. NCBI's taxonomy places the organism in Eukaryota, Fungi, Ascomycota, Sordariomycetes, Glomerellales, Glomerellaceae. Gene Ontology annotation, biological process: phospholipid biosynthetic process. Bases 1467 to 4841 code for a protein of 1124 amino acids. The transcript has 6 exons. The record is from RefSeq and is a predicted model, not a curated record. Gene Ontology annotation, molecular function: calcium ion binding; phosphatidylserine decarboxylase activity.